This is a messenger RNA of Pantherophis guttatus, 2571 nucleotides long. Lineage: Eukaryota; Metazoa; Chordata; Lepidosauria; Squamata; Colubridae. The record is from RefSeq and is a predicted model, not a curated record.
CUUUGCUGUCUUCAGUUGCAGCACACUUCUAAGGAAAGCCCAAACCCAGGAGUUCAAUUUCUUUUAAAUGAAUUCCGUGGAUCUGCCACAUUUUUCCUGUCUCCGUUGCUGCUGAGGCAAUAUCCUACAGUGUGUCACAGCCAAAGAUUAACAUGUUUUGCUUCCUAACUGACUAAUCAGAACCAGAAAUGGAUUUACGAAGCACACCCUAUCGCUCCGAAGUGGCCCGCUGGUCGCCCAAUGACUUGGGAGACUACUUUAGGAGGUUAAACUUCAAGGAUUGCGAGAAAGUUGUUAGGAAACUUAACAUAACUGGACAAAGAUUUCUGAACUUGUCUGAAAAUGAUAUUCAGAAGUUUCCAAAGCUAAAAGUUCCCAUUCUAAGUAAAUUAAGUCAGGAAAUAAACCGACAUGAAGAAAAAAGAAGCAUCUUUCCGAAAAGAACGCAGAUACAGAAAUCUCCUGAACAUACAGAAUAUAAACAAGAGGAGGGUGAUGGCUGGUCCUCCUUUGAUGAAAGUGAUGAUUAUGAAAGCCCGGAUGAAGAUCAGACUGGAGAUGGUGUUGAUUAUGAGACGCCCAAUGAUCAAGAUGGGUUUGAUGAAAAUGAUGCAGAUUAUGAACCUCCUCCAUCAAAUGAUGAGGACACUGUCCGCAAUGUUAUAUUUCCUCACAAACCAAUUCCGGCCACUUCAGACUACAUAGACAGACCUGCAACAGAGAGAGGUAAAACUUUUCUCCAGCCUCCUGUUCCCCCACAGAGGCCUGCCCACAGCCCCAUACCAGGAGCAUCCCGAAGCAGAGUCCAUGGGACACCUUUCAGUUCUCCUUCAAGCAAUAAUGAGAGUUACAGAGACAAAAGUGCAAAUCUCUUUAGACCACCAGUCGAUCGAAGCAAAAAACCACCAAUGGAUCGACCUGGGCCAACCUUUGAGAGAGAAAGCCUUGGAGCUGGCAAACGAGCUGAAAUGGCUCUAACACCAAAGCUCAGAUCUCUGGCAGAAGACUUGGCAAAGAUACAGAAGCCUCCUCUGCCACCCACUGAGAGAUUCGAAAAAAAUAGUCCUUCCUCUAGAAAAAUGCCACCACACAUAAAGAGCAAUCAGAUGCUUGAAAGACAGACAGAAAUGGAAUCUGACAGUACGCUUCCCUCACGUUUUUAUUUUCAAUCCCAUUUCCUAGUGAUCGUUAACAUGAAAUUGGUCUUUUUCACAGCCAGUGGAUUUUUUUUUUUUGUCAAUUGUUUGUUUUUGCUCUUCUCUCUAGAUAUUCUCCAAAGGCCAGUUCCACAGCCAUCACCUCAGCCCUUCAACACCUUUCCUUCCAGAACCACUAAGUCUAAUAUAAUUCCUUUACCACCCAAAAUGAAGACAGAUCUACAUACAGAAAGCAUUCCCUCAAGUGCAUCAUUACCACCACGACUUCUGCCAAGUAAUCUCUCCAGAACCUUUUCCAAAACCCCAGCAGAUGGCAGACCACCAUUACCAAUUCCCAAUAAACCAAAUGCAGAAUUUCCUAAAGCUGACAAUGAAAGAAUGGAACAAAGUCAUAAGGGUCAACAAAAUCAAAAGUGGUAUGCUGCUGAUAUCACCAGGUCAGACGCAGAAGUUGCACUUAGGAAUAUAAACCAGGAUGGUUCAUUUUUAGUAAGAGACAGCUCCAAAAAAUCAGUUGCGCAGCCGUAUGUUCUAAUGGUGCUUUACCACAACAAAGUUUACAAUAUCCAGAUACGUUAUCAACAAGAGACUCAGGUCUACUUCUUGGGAACUAGCUUGAAAGGAAAUGAGGACUUCACUUCAGUGACUGAAAUUGUUGAUUACUUCAAACGAAUGCCCCUUCUAUUGAUAGAUGGAAAAGACCGAUGUUCAAAGAAGCAAUGCAAGUUAACAUAUGCUGCUGGAAGUCUUUAGAAGCGAAAAUGCAUGAAGAUCAAGUUCAAGCUCAACUUUCUCUUUUCAAGUUAGAGGAGUAACUGAUCUGUGUUGGCUGAACUCUAAAUUCAUAUUAGAGGAGUUAUCAAUUUAUAUUGGAUGAACUGAGAUAAUUUCUUAUCUGUUUUUUCAUAUUAUACCAUAAAGGUUGCUAAUAUAUUAUCUCUCCCUCCCACCCCUUGGUAUGAAAGCCGUUAAACACAUUCAUUUUUCACUGAAAAAAUUAUAUGUGUGAUAUCCAUUGAUUAAAAUAUACUCUGCAGACUGUCUUAUUAUUACUGGAUAUUUUUUUUCAAGAUGAAGAAGUCUUCUAAACAAUGAUUCUAUAUACAUUUUUCAUAUAAAGGUUUAGUAACAGAUUCAUUCAAGAAUAGCUUAACAGAUAUUUCCUGAUGUUAUCAAAUCCAGCAUGCUUACUAAUGUUUGUUCUUAGUGAAAAUAUUUGUUUAUUGAGUUCCAUAUACCAUAGCACUGGUUAAUUGUGAUCAUUAAGAGUCAAAGGAUUUUUGUGUGUGUGAUCAUUUUCUACUUAAAUAUUUGUUAAAGAACUGAUUGUUUCUCUUGCAGUCUUUAUUUGUAUUUUUCCAACAAAGCUAUUGUAUAUUAUGACUUCUCACAAUAUAAAUAUGUUUUUAUUUUU